Messenger RNA from Tachysurus vachellii, 566 nucleotides. Its product is annotated as Golgi-associated plant pathogenesis-related protein 1. The transcript is spliced from 6 exons. The record is from RefSeq and is a predicted model, not a curated record. Lineage: Eukaryota; Metazoa; Chordata; Actinopteri; Siluriformes; Bagridae. Bases 59 to 511 code for a protein of 150 amino acids. Gene Ontology annotation, cellular component: extracellular region.
AUUACUGCAACCUCCAAGAGACAAGAAGAGACAAACACGCAUCACAUCCUAAGCAGCUAUGGCAGAUGCAAGCUUUAAGGCAAGAUUCCUCGCUAAACACAACGAAUACAGAAAGAAACAUGGAGCCCCAGCUUUAAGCAUGAGUAAAGACUUAUGCACUUCUGCACAAGCUUGGGCUGACCAUUUACUGUCCAUUAAAACCUUGCAGCACAGUGACACCAACAAGGGAGAAAAUCUCUAUUAUUUCCAGAGUUCUGCACCAAAGAAACUUACAGGAGACGAGCCUGUGGACAACUGGUACAGUGAAAUUAAAGACUAUAAUUUCAGUAAUCCUGGAUUUGCCUCCAACACAGGACACUUCACCCAGGUUGUAUGGAAAUCAAGCAAAGAAGUUGGAGUGGGUUUAGCCACUGAUGGAAAAACUGUCUUUGUGGUUGGUCAGUACGAACCUGCUGGAAACAUUUCCAAUCCAGGAUACUUUAAGGACAAUGUUUUGCCUGCAGGGAAGUAAGACUCCUUACUGUCAUCUGGUGAAACAUCUAAACCCAUAUCUAUAUGGAUUAGAU